GUUUGCAUCCUUCUCGAAUUUGUUUUGUUGAUGUUGUGCGAGCGCUUCUUCCGUCAUCCGGCUCUCCGCGCGGAAUCGGCUUCUGUGCGGUUCAUCGAACAUCCUGUGGGGCUAAAAAUAGCCCUCGUUCGUUUUACAAACAACAAUGCCAACGCAGAAGAAAAAGGCCAAACACCAGGAAGCCGUCAAACCGUCGGCGGCGACGGUCCCCACUGCUGUCCAAAUCAAAUCGGAACCGCUGGACAUAAAACCGCUGAGCGCGUUCGUGGACGAUCGGGUUGAGCUGAUUCGGCAGGCCUUCAUGUGCCUGAAGCCGAAAGAGAUUACCUGUCUGGCGCCGGACGGCCUCCAGGGCAAGUCGAUCGAGUUCAUCCAGGAGCAGUGUCUGGACGAGGUUCUUGGUAUUUCAACGAAGCGGCUGCUCUCGAUCAUCAACAGCACCCAGUGUCCGACGGAUACGGACUCGUCGGACGAUGAGGAGGAACAGACCGUCGAACACAUCUCGCUGGACGAAAUCUCGUCGGAUUCGGAGGUUGAGGUGAAACCGCAGGUUAAAUCGAAGAAGGCAGCUAAGAAGCUGAAGGGCGCAGAUGGAAAAAAGACCGGAACUUCAACGGCGGCCGCCAGCAAAAACGGUGACAAGAAGAGUGAAAAGGAAAUGACCGUCCUGGAGCUGCUGGAACUGCAAGCACGCGCCCGUGCGAUCCGCUCACAACUGGCCCAAGAACCGGUCACUAAAAUCGAGCUCGACUCCGACGAGGAAGCUGACAAGGUAGCACCGACGAGCAAGAAACCGACCACCAAUAGCGUCCCGCCAGCGGAUGCCGCCAAGCCGUCGUCCAAAAGCAGCAAGACCACUUCGCCGGCCAAGAACCAGCCGAAGCGGGUUCGCCUGAAGCGUAAUUUCCGCGUGCGUCAGGUUGGCGACGAAGAACCACCCGAAGAAGACGGUGAGCAACAAGCUGCCGAACAGGUGCAGAAGAGCGUGAGUCGUCGAGAGUCGAGAAGCAAAUCGAAGGAAAAGGUGGCGGAGGCAAAGCCGAGUGAGGAAACGAAAGAGGAGUCAGCGAAGAGCCGGGACAGUUCACCGGAGGUCAUUCCGGUGAUUCCGAGUCCGGAAACGUUGUGCAUAUCUUCGGAUUCGGAAGAGGAGAAGGAGCGCAAGCGGAAGGCUUCCAUUUUCGUUGAUAACAUAGAGGAGCUGGACCGGCAGGCCAAGGAGAAGGCUAAACAACUGGAGGCGAAGAAGGCGCAAGAAGAAAACGACGACACUGAAGAGGGCGAGAUAUCGGAGGGGGAGCGGUCACGGAAGGAAUCGAUCGGUAGCGUUAAAGCGAGCGAGGAGAAAAGGGAUUCCCCUAGGAAGGACGCCAAGUUGGACAACGAAGAAGAGCUCGACUACGACGAAGUGAAAGAGCUAUCCGACUCGGAACCAGACACGAGCGUUCCAGCAAUUCAACCCGACAAACAACCGGAACCGAAAGCAACCUCCGCCGAUGAAAAGGCCAGCGUCUCGAGCGACAGCGAAGCGGAAAGUAGCAGCGACAGCAGCAGCGAAGGCGAACCGGAAGUCGUCAAACAGCAGCCAGACAAGAAAAAACCUGCUGACGAAAUCGAAGACGACGACGAGGACGACGACCCGGAUAUCGUGGAGAUUCACGACUCGGACGACGAAACGCUGCUCGAUCAGAAGCUAGCGGAAGAUGGAGACGAGCCGGAAAAGUCGUGGGGCUCGCGCUGGCUCGAGAGCAACCGGGUGGCCAAGGUGAUGGCGGCCUCCCGGCUGGGCAACAAGGUGCGCGACAAGCUCAAGAAAAAGAAGAAAAAGCAAAAGCAGGACGAGGAGGACGCGGUGGCGGCGGCGGCAGCCGAAGCAGUAAGGCAAGCCGAGGAAAAGGAAGCCGAAGCGAAGGCGGCGGAGGAGCAGCAGCCGGUGUCGACGGCGGAGGUCGGCUCCGUUGAGCACUACAAUGAGCUGUUGUCCAAGGUGGGGCCAGCGGAGACGGCGGCGGCAAAAGAGGGAGAUAAGGGCGAGGCGGAGAAGGCGGAAUGAGGAGGAGGUGAGUACGUACGACAGUAUUCCUUUACUUCAUGGAAAUGUAAUCUGAUGGAAAUUAUGGA
Molecule: messenger RNA, 2121 nt
Organism: Culex quinquefasciatus (southern house mosquito)
Lineage: Eukaryota; Metazoa; Arthropoda; Insecta; Diptera; Culicidae
Product: glutamic acid-rich protein
Exons: 3
Coding region: 146-2053 (635 amino acids)
Source: RefSeq, a predicted model, not a curated record